This is a messenger RNA of Trichoderma virens Gv29-8, 1437 nucleotides long. RefSeq lists its product as uncharacterized. The coding region runs from base 1 to 1437 and encodes 478 amino acids. The transcript has a single exon. Gene Ontology annotation, molecular function: arylsulfatase activity. NCBI's taxonomy places the organism in Eukaryota, Fungi, Ascomycota, Sordariomycetes, Hypocreales, Hypocreaceae. The record is from RefSeq and is a predicted model, not a curated record.
AUGGCGCCAAAGAAAAACAUUCUCCUCGUCAUAGCAGACGACAUGGGCAAAUCCCUUGGCUGCUACGGCGAUUCUACCAUAUCAACCCCCAAUAUCGACCAGCUAGCCUCUGAAGGCACGCUAUUUGAUAAUGCUUUUGCCAGUACAGCAUCUUGCAGCGGAAGCCGAUCGGUCAUCUAUACGGGUCUCCACACGCAUCAAAACGGACAAUAUGGCCUGCAGCACGCCAAUCACCAUUUCAUGACUUUUGAUCACAUUGACUCUGCUCCUAAACUCUUCAACAAUCUUGGGUAUCAAACCGGUAUUGUCGGCAAAAUUCACGUCGGUCCUGAGCAUGUGUAUCCGUGGGAGGUGCGAAGAGAAAGCCCAACCCGAGACGUUUCUUGGGUUGCCGAACAGGUUGAUUUGUUCUUCCAGUCAGCGAAAAAUGAUUCUAGGCCAUUCUUUUUGACUGUGGGAUUCAUGGACCCCCAUCGGGACUCAACUCGCGGAGGAUUUGGCAACGGUGAUGAGAGCGUAUCAGGUCCAGAUGCGACUUACGAGCCUGCGAAAAUCACCGUUCCAAGUUUUCUCAAUGAUAUUCCUGAAGUCCGCCAAGAGAUGGCCGAGUAUUAUCGCUCUGUUGGUCGAGUUGAUCGAGGAUUUGGUUCGAUAAUGGAGGCCUUGAAAAAGGCUGGUUUCAUCAAUGAUACGCUUGUUGUGCUGACAAGCGACAACGGACCGCCGUUUCUCAAUUCAAAGACAACUCUCUAUGAUGCAGGUGUAAGAUUACCUCUAAUUAUACGAAACCCUCACGGAAAACAAGGCGUGAGGAAUCCAAAUCUCAUAUCUUUCAUCGACCUCCUGCCAACAUUCCUCGAUUGGGCGGGUCACAACGCUGCCACACCUUCUGCCUCGGCCUCCCCUCCUCGGCUAGGCCGCUCCGUUCUUCCGAUUAUUGAUGAAACCAAUAUAAAUGAUGCCUGGACAAGAGUAUUUGGAUCCCAUACUUUUCACGAGGUCACAAACUAUUAUCCAACACGAUUCAUGCGCACAUCGCGCUACAAGUACCAUCGCAACAUAGCUUGGAAGCUCGAUUUCCCAUUCUCAACCGAUCUCUACGCCUCUCUAUCAUGGGAAGGCAUUCGCAAUUCCCAGUUCCCUUUGAAAGUCGGAGAGCGUUCCUUGGAAGCAUACAUCCGCCGACCUCCAGAAGAGCUGUAUGACAUGCAAGAAGACCCGAGAGAAGUGAUCAAUUUGGCAGAUCGUCCAGAAUACAGAGAGAUUCUUCUGGGAUUUCGGAGAGAGCUGGAGGACUGGCAACGACUGACGCAAGAUGCAUGGCUGGUACGAGACGGGGUAUCGUUAUCCGAGAUGCAAGGUCAUAUCGAUGCGGGGCUGAAGAUUCCAGAUCGAUUUGACUUUGACUUGGCGGCACCUGGAAAUACGCAGGCAUAG